UGAAUUGAAAUUGCACCACAUCGACAAAAGCAGCACACUUGCACACUGUCAUGUUCAUUGAUGCACACACACUAGUGAAGUUGUGAAGCCUAGAAAAGAAUUAUAUAUUAUCAUCCUUUUGAAAUUUGAAGUUGAACACUAUCUUCCUCACCUCUGGAUCUGAUCUGAGCACGGUGCCAUGGAUCGGUUGCUGAAAGCGGCGAGAGCCUCUGGUUCUCUCAACCUCUCCAAUCGAUCCCUCACUGAAAUUCCCGACGAGGUUUACCGGAAUCUGGAGGGCCUCGGCGGCGGAGACGACAAGUGGUGGGAGGCAGUGGAGCUUCAGAAGCUUAUUCUGGCUCACAAUAGCAUUGCAUCGUUGAAGGAAGAUCUGAGAAAUUUGCCUUUUCUUGCUGUGUUGAAUCUUAGCCACAACUCUCUUUCUCAGCUUCCAGCUGCUAUUGGAGAGCUGCCUCAGUUGAAGAUGUUGGAUGUUUCAUUCAAUUCAAUAGUUAACAUACCAGAGGAGAUUGGAUCGGCUACGUCACUUGUGAAGCUUGAUUGUUCAAAUAAUCAGCUCACGGAACUUCCUAGCUCGCUUGGAAGAUGCUUAGAAUUGUCAGACUUAAAGGGAUCAAACAAUCUUAUUACAAGUUUGCCAGAAGAUUUAGCAAAUUGUUCCAAAUUGUCUAAACUAGAUAUGGAGGGGAACAAGCUAACGGUGAUAUCUGAAAAUCUCAUUUCAUCAUGGACCAUGCUUACUGAAUUCAAUGCAUCAAAAAAUUUGCUGAAUGGGAUACCAACCAGCAUUGGAGGCCUUUCACGUCUAAUUCGUGUUUACGUUCAUCAAAACAGAAUAUCAGCAAUCCCUUCAUCAAUCAUUGGUUGUCAUUCACUUACAGAGCUUUAUUUGGGGAAUAACAAUAUUUCUACAUUACCAGUGGAGAUAGGGGCCCUUUCUCGCCUUGGGACUUUAGAUCUUCACUCUAACCAGCUGAAGGACUAUCCAGUAGAGGCAUGCAAAUUGAGUCUUUUAGUCUUGGAUCUUUCUAAUAAUUCUUUGAGUGGGUUACCCCCUGAAAUGGGCAAGAUGACUACAUUGAGGAAACUUCUGCUUAGUGGAAAUCCUAUGAGAACUCUUCGAAGCUCAUUAGUAUCUGGACCUACACCAGCAUUACUGAAAUUUCUCCGAAGCAGACUUUCUGAAGAUGAAGAUUCUGAAGCAGUAACCACAACAAAAGAGGUGAUCGCAAUGGCUACCCGAUUGUCUAUCACUUCAAAGGAACUUUCUAUGGAAGGGCUGGGGUUGAGUGCUGUGCCAUCAGAAGUAUGGGAAUCAGGGGAGGUGAUAAAACUUAAUCUUUCCAGAAACUCCAUCCAGGAGUUGCCGGUUGAACUUUCUUCUUGUGUUUCCCUCCAGACAUUGAUUUUAUCUAAGAAUCAAAUUAAAGAGUGGCCAGGUUCAAUUCUUAAAUCACUUUUGAGCCUUUCAUGUUUGAAGCUGGAUAACAAUCCCCUCAAACAGAUACCUUUGGAUGGCUUUGAAGUGGUGCCUAAGCUUCAGAUCCUGGAUCUAAGUGGUAAUGCGGCUUCAUUACUAGAUGUACCUGCAUUUUCUAGUUUGCCAUACCUGCAAGAGCUUUACCUAAGGAGAAUGAGGCUCAGUGAAGUCCCAUCAGAUAUAGUGGGGCUGCAACAGCUACGGAUCCUUGACUUGAGUCAGAAUUCCCUUCAAUCAAUUCCAGUGGGGUUAAAAGAUCUCACUUCUCUCAAGGAACUCGACCUAUCUAAUAACAACAUCUCAGUCCUUCUGCCCGAGCUGGGUUUGCUGGAGCCAAGCCUACAGGCACUGAGACUUGAUGGGAAUCCUCUCAGAAGCAUUCGAAGAACUGUCUUGGAUAGAGGAACUAAAGCUGUUCUGCAAUAUUUGAAGGACAAAUUGCCAGAGCAAGAGCAAUAGUAUUUUUAGUUUUUUCCCUCCUUUGAAAGGGUUGUGCUUGACAUGAACAGCAAUAUUUAAAGUGUCCAAUUUUUUUUUCUAGGUGUCACAUUCUUUCCGUGACAUACUGACAUGUUGAUACAGUUUUUUUUUUCCUCAGCUGUCUGUUUUUGCGCUUUAUUUUGUUCAAUUCUUCUUCCCUGUGGUUACCUCUGCUUUUGUGUGCUAUUUCAUGUAACUCAUUUUUUACGGUUUGAAUGUUUAACAUUACAAACUAAUUUGCAUGGCUUGAUUUGAUUUCCCCAGGAUU
Glycine soja is the source of this 2228-nucleotide messenger RNA. RefSeq names its product plant intracellular Ras-group-related LRR protein 6-like. The transcript is spliced from 21 exons. Gene Ontology annotation, molecular function: protein binding. The coding region runs from base 179 to 1939 and encodes 586 amino acids. The record is from RefSeq and is a predicted model, not a curated record. Lineage: Eukaryota; Viridiplantae; Streptophyta; Magnoliopsida; Fabales; Fabaceae.